Molecule: messenger RNA, 510 nt
Organism: Penicillium canariense
Lineage: Eukaryota; Fungi; Ascomycota; Eurotiomycetes; Eurotiales; Aspergillaceae
Product: actin-related protein 2/3 complex subunit 4 family protein
Exons: 11
Coding region: 1-510 (169 amino acids)
Biological process (GO): Arp2/3 complex-mediated actin nucleation; actin filament polymerization
Cellular component (GO): Arp2/3 protein complex; actin cytoskeleton
Molecular function (GO): actin filament binding
Source: RefSeq, a predicted model, not a curated record
AUGUCCCAAAGCCUCCGCCCCUAUUUGCAGUGUGUCCGUGUGAGUCUCACGGCUGCUCUUGCGGUUUCGAAUUUCGCUUCCCAAACCAGCGAGCGCCACAAUGUCCCGGAGGUGGAAGCUGGAAGCUCUCCGGAGCUUAUUCUGAACCCGGUCACAAUUAGCCGAAACGAGCACGAGAAGGUCCUCAUCGAACCUAGUGUCAACUCUGUACGCUUUUCGAUCAGGAUCAAACAGGCGGAUGAGAUCGAACACAUCCUAGUUCACAAGUUCACACGUUUUCUCACACAGCGCGCGGAGUCGUUCUUCAUCCUGCGGAGGAAGCCCAUGCCGGGCUACGACAUCUCAUUUCUGAUAACAAAUGCGCACACCGAGGCCAUGCUGAAGCAUAAACUAGUCGAUUUCGUGAUUCAAUUUAUGGAGGAGGUUGACAAGGAAAUUUCGGAGAUGAAGCUCUUCCUCAAUGCCCGCGCUCGAUUCGUAGCCGAAUCCUUCCUAACUCCGUUUGAUUAA